AUGGAGGCUUCAGGCUUGAGAGACACUUUGCAGGGGGAGCAGAGCGUGCCCCCGGAUCGCAGCGAAGGUCCUGCAGCAGAGCAGCAGCAGCAGCAGCAGCAGCAGCAGCAGCAGCAGCAGCAGCAGCAGCAGUUGCUGUUGCUGUUGCCGCAGGUUGAGCAGCUGGAAUCACAACAAAGGAAUAAACAACUACAGCAGCAGCAGCAGCAGCUUCAGCGUAAGCCCCUGCAGCAAGAGCAGCAAGGCAUCCAGGAGACACCGGCGGCUCAGCCCCCUCAACAGCAGCAGCAGCAGCAGCAGGAACAGCAACAGCAGCAGGAGCAACAAGAAGAGCAGCAGCAGGAGGAGGAGGGGGCAGAUGGGUCUCCUCCUCUUAACGAGGCUUCUGAUAAACUUACGCAGCACCUGCUGCGUCUCCAUCGGUUGCUGCUGUCAGGGAGGUGUGACACGAAGAUGCAGCAGCUAAUUGAUGCUGCUGCUGCUGCUGUUGCUGCUGUUGCUGGGGCGCAUCCGGAGGCCUCCAAAGCACUUCUUCCGGGUGGGAGCGACAGCGGCAGCAACUUCCCUUUCAGCGACAGCAGCACACAGCAGUGCAGCAGCAGCAGCAGCAACAGCAACAGCAGCAGCAGCAGCAGCGGGGGAGACAGGCACCAUACAGCGUUUUGUUCGUCUCUAGACGAACCUUUUCUAGGCAUGAGUUUGCCUUCCUAUAGAGACGGGAAUGGCUUAUGCAGCAGCCAGCAGCAGCAGCAGCAGCAGCAGCAGCAGCAACAGCAGCAGCAGCAGCAGCAGCAGCAGGGCCCUGUACCGCACUGGCAGAGGCCCAUAGCUCGGCCUGACUGCAUGCAGCCUCUUGCUGGAGACACUGUGUCUCCGCCUGUGGGGGCUGCUGUCUCUUCAACACCGCUAGGUUUUUCUUUAGGUGAAGCUGGUGCUGCUAGAUCGGGGUCUCCUUGCUUCAGCAGCAGCAGCAGCAGCAGCAGCAGCAGCGCUUCUCUUUUCUUCGAUGGAGACAGCGGAGUGUGGGGCUAUACCUGCCCUCCUAUAGAUGAGGCCUGGGGGUCUUCGUUUGCUAUGAGGGCCCACAACUCAACUGUACAAGAGCUGCAGCAUAGCAGCAGCGGCUUGCUGUCUCCUGCUGCUGGGGGUGCGUUCUGUAGCUUUGGGGGUGGAGGGGGCCCUCGUGGGUUUGAGAAGAGACUGUCUCCAGCUUAUCCUAGCAGCAGCAGCAGCAGCAGCAGCAACACAGCAGCAGGGACCCGAGGAGAGACAUCUGUCUCCGGCUCUGUAUGUGUGUCUCCUCGUUAUCGUCUUAGUCCUAUGGUGCUGCAUGCGUAUCAGCGUAGGGGCCCUAUGGGGGGCCCCCCAGUGCUGCUGCAGGGGCCCCCUAGGGCCCCUACAGACUUCAAUCCUUACAGGCAAGACAUUGUUAGAGGUGUAGGUGUGGGGCCCUCUAUGCAGCUGGGGCCUCGUAGCCCAAGGCACAGUGUGGGGGCCCCUAAGGGGCCCCCUGCCUUCAGCAGGGGUGCUUUAGGAGGGGCCCCUGAAGGCCUGCUGGAUCCGCAGCAGCCUCAGCAGCAGCAGCAGCAGCAGCAGCAACAGCAGCAGCAGCAGCAGCAGCAGCGGCGUGUGAGCGGGGGCUGUGUCUCUUCUCGUUCAGGGCCCCGGGGCAAGCAAGUUUUUUAUUAUUGUCCCUCUUGUUUAGAGGCCUUCCCUGCGUCUGCUCUCUCUCUUUUUGCUGCACAUGUCUCUCAGAGGGGUCAUCUAGUGCAGCAGCUGCAGCGCCUAAGGGGCCCUGAUGGAUACUUUCAGUGUCCGAAGUGUACAUGCAAGGGCAGCGACUUGCUGGGGCUGCUGCGGCACUGGCAUGAGGGUGGGGCUGCUCAUCACGGGCAGAAGAUAUUAAAGCAUAUUAGGACAAAGGAUAUACCUUUAGGCUUCCCUACUCUAGAGCCCCUUCAUAUCCAGCAGCAGCAGCAGCAGGUCCAGCAGCAGCAGCAGGUCCAGCAGCAGCAGCAGCAGGUCCAGCAGCAGCAGCAGCAGGUCCAGCAGCAGCAGGUCCAGGUGCAGCAGCAGCAGGUCCAGGUGCAGCAGCAGCAGGUCCAGGUGCAGCAGCAGCUGCACCUGCAGCACCAUAUGCAGAGACAGCAGCAGCAGCAGCAGCAGCAGCAGCAGCAGCAGCAGCAAAGCUGCCACCCACAGAUCCAUACAAGGGACCCUAUUCAUCAGACCCCACCGCCUUUAGAGGCGCAGCUCAAACUCUUAAGUUCUCUCGCCUCUACAACGCAGGCAGCCCUCAGCAGGCAAACCCUGCAGCAGCAGCAGCAGCAACCGCAGCAGCAGCAGCAGGCAAUGCAGCUGCAACAGCAGCAACAGCCACUGCAGCACCAUCAUCAUCAUCAUCAUCAUUCCCCUCAACGGCCACCACAGCCGCAGCAGCAGGCACAGCAGCAGCCACAGCAGCAGCAACAGCAGCAUCCGCAGCAGCAGCAGCAGGAGAUGCAGCAGCAGCAGGAGAUGCAGCAGCAGGUGCAGCAGCUGCCACCUGCUGCUAAGAGCGCAAUGUCUGGGCAAUAUAGAGGGGACAUACCUCCUCUACCUAGCCCCACCCGCAGUGUGGGUGAGGGGCCCCCUGUGGGGCCCUGUGGGGGCCCCAAGAGCGGGGCCCCCUUUGUCUCCGUUCAGCAGAAGGAGAGUUCAAGAGACUUUAAUAAAACUGCAGCAGCCGCCAGCCAGAGAAGCAGCGCCCUCAGCAGCAGCACAAGUGAGGAGACACUGCAGCAGAGAGACAAUCAUUUUGCCCACCAUCUCCAACAGCAGCAGCAGCAGGAACAGCAGCAGCAGCAGCAGCAGAAGCAGCAGGAGCAGCAAGCUCCGCAGGCUAUACCUGCAGAAGAUGUGCUGCAUGGUGUUAAUCCGCUCGUUCUUUCUUUAUCUGCUGCUGGGCCUGGGGGGCCCCGAAGCAGCACUUUAAUUGGGGGGGGGCCCCAUAAAGCAGCAGCAGCAGCAGCAGCAGCAACUGCAACACCCCACAGCGGCAACUUCGUGUGGGGCGGAGGGCUGCUGCAGCAAAGGCCAGGCCAGAGGCACCUUCCUCAGCAGCAACAGCAGCAGCAGCAGGGUGAGCAGCACCACCAGCCCUCGUUUACCUUUUCUGCUGUUGACUUCCCUUCUCUAAAGCCUAAGCCCCACAUAAGUCUGAAGCAGCAGCAGCAGCAGCAGCAGCAGCAACAGCAGCUGCUGCUGCUGCAGCAGGAUGAGCAGCAGCAUCAAGGCCAGGGAGAAGCAGCUAAUGGCUGCCUCCAGAGCACUCCUCUUUCUUUCGGGGCUCUGCUGCAGGGACGGUGGGCAGCAGAGCAAAGCCCUUUGCUGCUCGGAGCAGCAACACCGCAGCAGCAGCAGCAGCAGCAACCGCAACAGCAGCAGGGGCCAGGCCAGAAGCACCAGUAG
Eimeria acervulina is the source of this 3450-nucleotide messenger RNA. RefSeq lists its product as hypothetical. The record is from RefSeq and is a predicted model, not a curated record. Bases 1 to 3450 code for a protein of 1149 amino acids. The transcript has a single exon. NCBI's taxonomy places the organism in Eukaryota, Apicomplexa, Conoidasida, Eucoccidiorida, Eimeriidae.